AUGAACGGAGAAAGCGCAUCUUCUAUCUUUCAGUUCAGCAACAAGCAAUCAAGAGUGCUGGAAAAUGCGUGCUACUGCGCGCUGCAUUACAACACGGAAAAGGCGCGCUGCACCAGCAACCCCGAGGCGUUCGAGAAGUCCGUCCCGCUGAGGGAAUUCUUCCCCGGCCCUACACCAGCUCCAUACGAGAGUGUAGAGUUGGAUUUCGGAAGGUUCCAGGCGACCGAAGGGCUCUUCAACCCUGACGCCUGGGGCCUCGACCAUCCUGGUCUUCACAAGCUCGUCCACAAGGCCAUUUUGGAAUGUUCGAUGGACAUCCGCAAGGAGAUGAGCCGCAGCAUCUUCCUGGCGGGCGGCGUGACGCAGCUGCCCGGCCUCGCUGACCGCCUCACCGCAGAGCUCGACAACCUCACGCCACCUGCCAUCAGGCCCAAGGUUCACGUGUCCCCCUACCGCUACCACGCGGCGUUCAUCGGCGCCUGCACGUUGGCAGAGUCGCCGGCGUUCACGCAGAGUCUCGUCACCAAAGAAAACUGGAUGAAGAACGGCAACGCUGCGCUCAGGAAAUGGACUCUGUAAAAUACGUAAAUUUACUGCAACGUCGACUGUAAAUGUGGUGUUUUAAUACAGAAAAAUGUGUGGAUGUCAAGAAAUAAUGAAGAUAUUAAUGGGGAGUUUACUUUUUUGUUGGUAAUGUGAAUUUGUGUAGAGGUAGAUCAUAUUUUGGUUAAAGCUAAUCCGAGUUGAAGCUUCAGUUAAUAAAAUUAAUACAUUCUACUGCAAUAACGAUGAGUCUAUUCGCUGUGCAAUGACUGCUUGAUAUUUGCACUUAGAUCAAUUUUGUCUCCCUUCGAUUUAGUAGUUGUUUUCUCGUGGCCUUCAUUACACAAGAUUCGUUUAUACUGCAUACGUAUCAAUUAAACGUAUCUAACUAAUCAAGUGAGUUGAAGCUGAACCUAAUUUUAAAGUUAUCCGUUAUUUGCAGAUUUAUAUUAGGAAAAAAUAGUCAAUUAAUAGCUGAUUUUAUACACCUUUUUAUUGUUACAACAUAACGAGAUAUUUCUAGCCAAGUAGUCAAAAAUCUAGCUACAAAUUUAUUAUUUUUAUGUGUCUUUUAUUGGUAAAAUUAUUUAUUUGGUUGAAUUUAUAUUCUGUUUAACUAUUCCUUCGCUUUUUCCCAUUUCUGCUAUCUAAUUUAAUGCUUCGAUUUCUGUCAUUGAAUUAUGCUUAUUUGUUCUAUCUGUGUAUAUAUGAAUUACCUACGUAACACACAUGGAGCUGAUUGAUAUAUUAGAUUUCUGGCUAUUUCCUGCCAUCACCGUGUUCCUCGUUUAUUAGGUAUUAAAUUUGUGUUGAAAAUGUUUGAGUUUUAAUGUUUAUUACUAAGUCUGAACUCGAAACAUUUAUGCCAACUUGAUAUUUGUCUACCGUAGCAGUUGAAACACAAUUUUAUGAACAUUGUCCACUAACUUGCGUAAGAUUACCUACCAAUUUUUAGAGUAAAUAAAAAGGAUUUGAAGUAGUUAGGGUCUUAUGAGAUUAAUUCCCAGCGAACGCACAACCCGUGAUAGCUUCACGAGCUUCUUUCAUUGUAGAUGUUUGGGUUUCGUUGCUGAAGUUCGCUCUUUUCUUAAUCCAGUGAACUCUGUAUACUCGUCAUUAUCACGUGUAUUUCUAGAACGCUCCGUUUGAAGAAUGAACCACGACGAUGAUGUGGUUCGAGUUGUCUUAAUUAAUGCAUUUCGGAUAUUAUGUUAUCAUAGGGACCCGUUAGUUGCAAUAUUUAAUUGCUAUUUCACCAUAUAGUUUUUAUUUGUUGCUGUUCGCUUGUUUCAAGCCUACCCUGCAUAAACCCCUUCUAUGCAUUGCACUGCUUAGCGCUUUUGUACAUCUCCUAUCAUCAAGUCUAGAUUCGUAAUCUUGUGAACGAUUUUACUUUGAAGUUUUAUGGUAUUACGCCUAAUAUAAGAAUUGUUCUAAGUAAAGGAAGACUCAA
Molecule: messenger RNA, 1996 nt
Organism: Hyalella azteca
Lineage: Eukaryota; Metazoa; Arthropoda; Malacostraca; Amphipoda; Hyalellidae
Product: actin, alpha skeletal muscle
Exons: 5
Coding region: 1-579 (192 amino acids)
Source: RefSeq, a predicted model, not a curated record